Molecule: messenger RNA, 420 nt
Organism: Dibothriocephalus latus
Lineage: Eukaryota; Metazoa; Platyhelminthes; Cestoda; Diphyllobothriidea; Diphyllobothriidae
Source: the annotation of a GenBank genome assembly
AUGGACAAGAGCAAAAUUUCCUUCGCUGUGGGUCUCGGUAUCGCCAUCCUCUUCCUCAUUGUCGCCGUGUCGAUAUCAGGAUGGACUUGUGGCACCGUGCUUGGCACCUGUGUGGAGAACAGCUCGAUCUCUGAUAAAUAUAAGGAUGUCUAUAAGACUGUGGGAGGGCUCCUCGUCUGCGCCAUCCUGAUAAAUCUUAUGGCCCUUGCAAUUGUCAUUGCCGGCUGCGUAACCUCGCAAGCUUGGACCACGCCAGCCGCCCUAGGACUGACUUGGCUUGGAGGCAUCUUCGCUUUAGCUGCAGUUGCAUACUAUUAUGAUCAGAUGUCGACAGUCUAUUCUCCUAUGCUGGCUGUCAUUGGAAUGACCGGCACGUUGGCCAUGGCCAUCAGUAAUAGCCUUUCGAUGAUACCUGAAUAA